Molecule: messenger RNA, 1139 nt
Organism: Darwinula stevensoni
Lineage: Eukaryota; Metazoa; Arthropoda; Ostracoda; Podocopida; Darwinulidae
Source: the annotation of a GenBank genome assembly
AGGUUGCUCCUGCAGUAUCUAUGCUGGAACCCAGUAAACUUUGCAAGGAAGACAUGCCAUUGGAUGAAUGCAAUGUGUGCAAGAAAGCAGAAGGCCGCUACAAAUGCCCUGCUUGUUUGAUCCAUUCCUGUUCCCUGGACUGUGUCAGGGAGCACAAAAUACAAACAGGAUGCACUGGCAUAAGGGAUAAAACAAAAUUUGUCCGUCUAUCCAAAUUUGAUGAUUCACAACUUUUCAGUGACUUCACAUUCCUGGAGGAUGGAGGACGAGUUGUUGAUGGCAUUCAGCGAAGCACCAGAGGCCUGGUGCCAAGAAUCUAUCCGAAUCAAUAUAACAUCCAUUCUUUACCACAUUGGCUGGAGAAUCUGCGGUGGGCAGCUCGAAAGCGGGGCACUAACCUUCGCUUUCUCCCAAUGGGAUUUGAGCGACGACGUAUCAAUAAAACCAGGUGCAGGUUCUUCAAAAAUCCUGACAAUGGGGCAAGAGAACCUGAAAUCACCUGGCAUGUUGAAUGGUGCUUUGACAAUGCCUCCUGUGCUGACUCCCUUACUGUCUUCACUGAUGAAAGUGUGCCUGAAAGAAUGCGAUUGGCAGAGGCAGUGUCGAAGUAUAUAGAUGCAGACGAUGGAGAAGGGGGAGCUGAGAAUCAGAUGCUGUUCUAUCGAUCUGCUGGUCAUCCAAAUAUAGCAUUGCUCCUUGAGGCUGAAGGCCCCGAGAAGAAUACUGCUGCUUAUCAUGAAUUGGACCCCAGUUUAUCCCUAAGGGCCAACCUUAGAGGGAAAACAAUUGUGGAGUAUCCAAGGAUCCAUGUCAUCCGCAAGCAUCACCUCCAUGCAUAUUCCAGGAUACAGACCUGUCUUCCAGAUCUAAAUCAGGUGAUAUCAACUGCAGAUGCAAGGCUGUCUUCAUCAGGAGCAAUAGAAACCUCUUAUCUUGGCUGUGAUUUUGAAGUACCUUCUACAGAUGGCAGUGAGAGUGAAUGAUCUUUCUAUUUGACCCCUGUCUCAAGGUUUCUAUGUUCAUGAUGUGCACUUCAACUUGCCCUCCUCAAAUACAUUGUUUGGUGCAUGAUGAAGAGUGAAAGAUCCUUUAUGUACUGGGUUUGGUAAAAAAAAAAAGUCCAACUUUAGACCAACACG